AUGGUGCACAGGCUGCUCACCGGCGAUAGGCUGGUGGGAGCUACGCUUCUGAUCACAGCCAUUGCCACCUUCACCUAUUACACAGCUUGGGCACUCUUCACGCCAUUCUUUCCGGAUGAUCACCCGAUACAGCAGCUCUUUCCCGCACGCGUCUGGGCUAUCAGGAUACCGCUCGUGUUGCUCAUUGUCGGCCUCAGUGGAGCGGGUGCCUUCGUUGGGCUCGUCCUCGUCCGGACGGGUCGAAAGAAAGCUGCUCAGAAAGAGGCGACCAAAGCGGCCUGA
Mixia osmundae IAM 14324 is the source of this 282-nucleotide messenger RNA. RefSeq lists its product as uncharacterized. Lineage: Eukaryota; Fungi; Basidiomycota; Mixiomycetes; Mixiales; Mixiaceae. The coding region runs from base 1 to 282 and encodes 93 amino acids. Gene Ontology annotation, biological process: GPI anchor biosynthetic process. The transcript has 4 exons. Gene Ontology annotation, molecular function: enzyme regulator activity. Gene Ontology annotation, cellular component: endoplasmic reticulum membrane; dolichol-phosphate-mannose synthase complex. The record is from RefSeq and is a predicted model, not a curated record.